Messenger RNA from Stylophora pistillata, 3359 nucleotides. RefSeq names its product DNA excision repair protein ERCC-6-like. Lineage: Eukaryota; Metazoa; Cnidaria; Anthozoa; Scleractinia; Pocilloporidae. Gene Ontology annotation, molecular function: DNA translocase activity; ATP binding. The record is from RefSeq and is a predicted model, not a curated record.
CAUCUUCAAAUAGGAGCAAAUAUUUGACUUCAAACUUAUCAUGUUCUAAGUGACCUCAGAGAUGGAAGCUAACUACAACGAAGAGCUAAAUGCUACCAGAGAGCUGCUUAAGGGCCUUAGCAUCAAUCAAGAGACAAAACACGAAGUAGAGCAAGAGAAACAGAACAGACCGUCUAUCUCAGAUCACUCAGAUGACAAUGAAGAGAACAAGUUACGGUACAACCGUUUGAUCAAAAAAGGCAAAGAAUUAGGAAGACAGGGACACCUUGAGCCAGCCCUCCAAUUAUUUGAGAAGGCUUAUGUCAUAUUUGAAUCUGAAAAACUUCUUAGAAGAAUUGAAAAAAUCAAGGAAGCUAUAGAACGAUAUAAAGAGGAAGAAGAAGAAGAAGAUGAUGAUGAAGGAGAUGAUGGAAUGUGUGAAGUUGGCAAUGGCUUUUCUUUACCAGCUGAGAUUUACCAAUCUCUGUAUCCGUAUCAACUUAAUGGUGUCCUGUGGUUCUGGAAUCUUUACCAGAAAGGCAUGGGAGGCAUUCUUGGUGAUGACAUGGGACUGGGCAAGACAAUUCAGGUGAUAUCAUUCCUUGCUGGGAUGUUUGAUGCAGAGCUCAUCAAGAAAGUGUUGAUUGUACUGCCAGUGUCAGUGAUGCCAAACUGGGAAAAGGAGUUCAGCAAAUGGGCCCCUGGAAUCCGUGUUAGAGCCUUUCAUGGGACCAACAAGAAGGAACGCAUGAGAAACCUGGAAAAAAUACAGAGAAGAAAUGGAGUCUGCUUAACUACCUAUGGUUUAAUUGUAUCCAGCCAUGAGUCAUUGGGGGCCUUAACAUGGGAUUAUAUCAUUUUGGACGAAGGACACAAAAUCAAAAACACGGCAACGAAGACAUCAAAAAAUCUUCGAUUGAUCCCUGCGAAACAUCAUUUUAUAUUAACUGGGACACCAGUACAGAAUAACUUGAGGGCGAGAGAAAGAGAUGCAUCAGCAUAUGAAAAACGCAUGGGGAUGGAGAUGUCAGAAAGUCUGCGUCAACUCAUUCAACCUCAUUUUCUGCGGCGGACGAAAGCGAUGGUUCUAGAGAAGAAAAAAGAAAAAACUGAUGUUGUAGAUGGAUCAGAGGAAUCGGAUAAGGAAAAUAAACAGGGAAGUACCACAAGAAUGCCUAAGGAAUUAACUAGGAAAAACGACUUUGUUGUGUGGCUUUAUAUGUCCGAAAGUCAAGUCAAAAUCUACAGAGACUUUUUAGGAUUGGAAAGAGUCAAAGAGAUGUUAAUAAGCACUCGCUCCCCAUUGGCUGAGUUGAAUGUUCUGAAGAAGAUCUGUGAUCAUCCUCGACUGCUAUCUACACUGGCUUGUGAGCAGCUCGGCUUGGAUGAAGAGGCCAGGCUUGUAGAAAUGUACGCCGUGGAAGACGAUUCAAGAUCAUUUGCCACUCAACCGAAAAGCCUGGGACCCUCAGACAAGGUGCUGACACAGGAGUCAGGGAAAAUGGUGUUCUUGGUGUCCCUGUUGGACAAUCUCAAGGCUGAGGGCCACAGGUGUCUGGUGUUUAGUCAGUCAAGAAAGAUGCUUGACAUAAUUCAACGUGUUAUUACUCAUAAGGGACACAAGGUUAUUCGUAUCGACGGGACGAUAUCAAGUACAGCUGAACGACAACAUCUAAUCAACACAUUCCAGACUGAUUCCUCUUACACAUGCUUCCUUCUCACCACACAGGUCGGUGGCGUUGGAAUAACACUAACCUCUGCCGAUCGCGUGGUUAUCUUUGACCCGAGCUGGAAUCCCGCCUCAGAUGCCCAAGCAGUAGACAGAGCGUACAGAAUUGGACAGAAAAAGACUGUUGUUAUUUACCGGCUCAUAACAUGUGGAACACUUGAAGAGAAGAUUUACCGCAAGCAGAUCUUCAAAGAUGCUCUGAUGAAGCAGACCACAGGCUUGUCCAAGAAUCCCUUUAGAUAUUUCAGUCACCAAGAGUUACGUGACCUGUUCACACUGGAAGAUCCUCAUCAUUCAAAUACGCAACUACAGCUUGAUCAGAUGCACUCAAAACACAGAAAAACUGAUAGUAAACUGGAGAAACAUAUUGAGUUUUUACACACUUUGAAUAUAUUUGGUAUUUCUGACCAUGAUCUGAUGUAUUCUCGUGAAGAUGCGGAGACAACUGAUGAAGAUUCAGUACCUGACAGGGAGGCAAUUCAAGCUAGAGUUCUCCGAGCCCAGAAUUUAGUGGCGGCUGAAUCAGGAUUUUCAGGACAAACUUCAUCCGGUACUUUAUUUCCCCUAUCGGGAGUCCCCAGUACCUGCCCCCGAAGGAUCCCAGAUAACCAGGAAAGAAUGGCUUUACCCCAGGGACAACGGCAUUCUCUUCCUUCAAGUGAAAAUACCAUGAAUGCCCGGCAGAAAAUACAGGCGAAAAUUGAUAGUGAGUUGUUCAUUAUACCCAAACGCGAGGACACGAAGAGAUUUCAGCCAAGUCAGGCUCCAACAUCAACAAAGGAUUCAUCGCCAGAGUUCAUAGAUCUUUGUUCUCCUGCACCUCGUGAGGAGAGUUCUCCGCCACUUCAAAUUAUCAGUGACUCGCCUGCUGUGACGAAGAAAAACAGACGGAAAAGUAUGAGUCAGAGGAUUGAACUUCCGGUGAUCGACGAUGAUGACGAUGACGAGUUAGAUGUGCGCGAGAGCUCACAAGAUGGUAACAAUGCUGACAUAGAUGAAGACAACGAGGACGGGGAAGGCUCUCUACUGAACCAGUGUCCCUCAGGGGAACAUGUGUCUGAUGCCAUCAAGAUACCCAAGUGCGCAUGUGUGAUAAGCUCGACAGAACGAGAGAAGUACGACUCGUGUCUCGUAAAUGGAAGACAACUGGAAGUAGAGGGCAAGGUAUCGGAGGCCGCUAUGAGUUACAUGGACGCCCUGGAAUUGAUGGACAGUGACUAUUCUUUACACGUCAAAGUUCUGGAGCUUGCUGAGCAAAUGAAUUUCCAACCUCCGUUGAUUGAAACAGCAUAGCAUUUGAUCAAGAAAGCCCGGUAAAGUUGGGUUAAUAGAUCAAAAAAGUUAAAAGAAGCAAAGUUUUUCCAAAAGACAAUAUAGCCAAAUUGUUUAAAAUGUUUUGUGAAAAACCUGACGUAAAUGGGAAGAAAGCAAGCUAUUUCGAAAUACGAAUUUGCAUGUGCCGUUGUUUUAAUCUUAAUAUUCUCCGUGGUUCCGCAAUGCUACACAACUAUUCCCCCUGAAAACCCGUAAAUUAAAGUAAAUUGGCGACACUGUAAGUGUUUGCUUACUGUAGUUGAAAACAUUCCUUCAGAUUAAAUAUAAGACAGAAUGAUUCAUCUUUCCUAUAAUAAAAUCAAUUUUGGGCCGUCAA